Messenger RNA from Rhinichthys klamathensis goyatoka, 1061 nucleotides. RefSeq lists its product as uncharacterized. The transcript has 4 exons. The coding region runs from base 146 to 961 and encodes 271 amino acids. NCBI's taxonomy places the organism in Eukaryota, Metazoa, Chordata, Actinopteri, Cypriniformes, Leuciscidae. The record is from RefSeq and is a predicted model, not a curated record.
CCAUUUUUUCCUUCGUAUUGCUUAAUAUUAAGGGUCAAUGUGUUCACUGUUUUACUUCUCCAGCACUGGAGGAUGAAUCCUAUUUCUUAGUUAGAAAUCUGCCACUUUUCAGGACUGACAUCAAACUGGACUGACCCUUUACAAUAUGCGUCGCAGAGACUGGUUGCCAUGGCCCGGUGAGGCUCAGAGACGAGAAGAGAAGAGGGCCGAAGCCAGACUGGCUGAGGAUCUGCAGAGACUCGACCAGGCUAAACAUUACCACCUCAACACACUGAACAGAGAGCAGCGCAGACUACACAGAGAGCUCAUCUCAGUCAAAACAGGUAAUCCCUGGAAAAGAGGACUCCACAGUUUAGGGCUACGACCCUCCAACCAUGAUGUCGGGCGCCCUGCUGCAUCCUACAAGAGGACCCUAUUACCCAUCAUCCCACUGGCAGGCAAGGAGGCAGACAGGUCCUCCUCUCUGCAGGCUCGUGUUCAGGAGUUUAUCAGCAGUGGGGAGAAAAGCGCAGAACCCUCCGAGACUCUCUGCCUACCGGACCUAAAACGGCAGACUGUCACAUCUCUAACUGCUACAUGUACAAAUACAGAAAGAGAGGAGAGCAAGGAGAGACAGAUGGAUAGAGAGAGGGAGGCACACAUGGAGGUAGUGAGAGACAGAGAAAAAGACAGCCAGAAAGAGAGAGAGUGGAUGCUGUUAAGGGAACGAGAGAAAGAUGUUGAAAGAGGAGCUGAAAUAAAUGGGAAUAGGUGUCCAUCCUCUCCUGUUUUAUUCCCUUCUGAGAUGUUAGCUCCUGAUGGACAUUUAAGAACAGUUCACACAUUACCAAACUUUGCACAGGCCCUGGCCGAAGCAAGAAAAGCAAGAUACAUCAGACACAGAGGACACCCCUCGUGUGAGCGAGAACUCACCAUACGAGAGAUAUUUUCCCAGGAUUCAAGAGAUGCACUCGCUCUCUGAGACACAAAAACAGUGGUUCUCAACUGGUUUUGCUUCAAGAUCAGAUUUUUCAUUGGACAGCAAGUUGCGACCAAACAUAGUGCCAUAAUUGUAUUGAUGG